UUGACUGAUUACGCUUGGGGAGCUGGUGCACUAGCCUAUCUCUACAGACAGUUGGGAGUGGCCACACGAGCGGGUAGUAAGGGUCUUUGUGGUUGUUUGACCCUGCUUCAGGCUUGGAUAUAUGAGUACUUUCCUCUGUUCCGUCCGAGCCAGCUGCCGCAGUCUCCUGAUGCACCUCGUGCUUCCUCGUGGAUUUCUCCCCGUUUUCCAGGUGGGGAUGAGGCUAGACAGAGGUUAGCACGUUAUCGACAGUUGUUGGAUGAGCUUUCAGCUGAUGAUGUGACCUGGACUCCGUACGGACGAGAUGGCCACACAGAUAUACCCCGCUCCUAG
Messenger RNA from Linum tenue, 333 nucleotides. The record is from the annotation of a GenBank genome assembly. NCBI's taxonomy places the organism in Eukaryota, Viridiplantae, Streptophyta, Magnoliopsida, Malpighiales, Linaceae.